ACGGCCCUCCGACUCCUGCCCAUCCAGAACACGCUUACUUCAGCUGCUCAGAGGACAGACCGAGUGCCAGCUGACUUUGGGACGGGAAGACGGACCACAACCCUAGUUGACGUCAAGCAGCUCCAAGCGAGUCGACGGACCUCAGCUCGCUCAUCGCGCCUGGUUAUUCUUGGCCAGAUUUUCACGCGUGUUGAAGGAAGAGUCCCGCCCAUCAAAUCCCCUAUCGGUUGAACUGAAAGGCGCCCUUCUCUGACUUGCGGGAAGGACGCCGAGGAUGUCGUACAACGGAAGUUCGAUUCGGUCGCUUGAGACUCAAAUGCGCGCAACAACGCUGAAAGAUAAGGAACAAACGGCACCGAAGGUUGUCCGUCAAGGUCUAACCAAAUCGUCAGCGGCACCUCUUCGUGUUCCUUUGACGAAACAAGCAAUGGCUGGUCGUCCGACAACAGAAAUUGCACCAUUGAAGAGAUCAAACUUGUCCAAUCUCAAACCACACCCAACGACAGCGGCCACAGGGUCACCGACUGGCACUAAAUACAGUACUGCGAAUCGCUUGAAUGCAACCCAGUCUGUGGUUGACGGAAAAGGAGUCCGAGCCAAGCCGCCCCAAACAUCACAAAGGCCGCCGCAAGCGCAAAAAGAAAAUGCUGCCCCAAACACAGCAGCCACUACUGCAGGAGUGAAGGUUGCCACCCCUCCAACGCCAAAGAUGGUCAAGUUCAACGAGACUGUGCAGAUGAGAAGUCCCGAGCGUGUUCCAGAGUCCAAGCAGAACAGUGUCCUUUUAAACCAGAGUAUCUAUCCGCAGGCAUCUUCAGUCAGUGACGGCAGUACUCAUCCCAGUGGUCGAAAAUGGUCCUUGAAUGAUUUCGACGUUGGCAGGGCCCUUGGGAAAGGGAAAUUUGGACGGGUGUAUCUGGCCCGUGAAAAGCGUAGUGGCUUUGUCGUGGCUUUGAAAAUCCUUUUCAAGAGUGAGCUCGCCAACGCAAAAGUUGAGAAACAACUGAGACGUGAAAUUGAGAUUCAGUCUCAUCUCAGGCACACGCACAUUUUGCGCCUUUUUGGGUACUUUUACGAUGCUAAGCGAGUGUACCUUAUUCUUGAGUAUGCUGCGAAAGGGGAACUGUAUAAGCAGCUGAGCAAAUAUGGGCGAUUCUCGGAAAGAAGGGCUUCAAAGUACAUCGCGCAAAUGGCAAAUGCACUAGGAUAUUUGCAUAAGAAGAACGUUAUCCAUCGUGAUAUCAAACCUGAAAACCUUCUACUGGGAAUGAAAGGAGAAUUGAAAAUCGCUGAUUUUGGGUGGUCAGUUCAUGCUCCUAACACAAGACGGCAGACACUGUGCGGUACCCUCGACUAUCUGCCUCCAGAGAUGGUGGAGGGCCGCGAUCACGGUCGGAAUGUUGACUUAUGGUCCUUAGGCGUGCUUUGUUACGAGUUUCUGGUUGGAGUACCUCCUUUUGAGGAUCAGACCAGCUAUCGAGCAACCUAUAAACGAAUCGCACAGGUGGACCUGCGUAUUCCUGAUUAUGUCAGCGCUGAAGCAAAGGACCUUAUCUCAGGCCUUUUGCGGUAUAAUCCUGACGAGCGGCUUCCACUGGAACACGUCCUGCGGCACCCAUGGUUGGUUAGAUAUAAUACGGCAAGAGAGUUGGGGAUUCCUGCGGAGGAAGGUCUUCAGCUCGGUUGCCUAGAAGAAGAGGAAGAACAAAAAUGAGCAGCUUAGUCGGCAAACCUUACUGGACCAACAUCUGCAUUUUGUAUAUAUUAGUUUGGAUGGAGGGUCAGUGGGGAGGCGAUGUGGACAAUAAGAAAAAGUGAUGGUUAUGUUUCCUGA
Messenger RNA from Spizellomyces punctatus DAOM BR117, 1834 nucleotides. RefSeq names its product AUR protein kinase. Gene Ontology annotation, molecular function: ATP binding; protein kinase activity. The coding region runs from base 275 to 1714 and encodes 479 amino acids. Gene Ontology annotation, cellular component: chromosome passenger complex; spindle pole centrosome; spindle midzone. Gene Ontology annotation, biological process: mitotic spindle organization; regulation of cytokinesis; protein phosphorylation. The transcript has 8 exons. The record is from RefSeq and is a predicted model, not a curated record. NCBI's taxonomy places the organism in Eukaryota, Fungi, Chytridiomycota, Chytridiomycetes, Spizellomycetales, Spizellomycetaceae.